AACCAUUAUUCAUCAUCAUAUCUGUGGUUCUUCAACCACGUAGCCUCCUCGGAAUUCCUGAUUCCUAGAAGAAGACAGCCACAAGAUCGAUUUCCGGAGAUGUCACGCUGCUGUGGUGCCGGCGGCGACGAUAGCACUGGAGGAGCCUCCGGCGUCGGUGUCGGCGGCGGAGAGAUCAUGCUGUUCGGCGUCCGAGUCAAGGUGGACCCCAUGCGGAAGACCGUGAGCAUGAACAAUCUGUCGCAGUACGAACAGCCUCUUGAGUCCUCCAACGGCGACGACGUUGCAGCCGCCGGAGGUUACGCCUCCGCCGACGACUCAGUUCACCACCGCUCCGCAGCUAGUCGCGAGCGCAAGCGAGGAGUUCCUUGGACUGAGCAGGAGCACAAAUUGUUCCUCUUAGGACUGCAAAAGGUAGGCAAAGGAGACUGGCGAGGAAUUUCAAGGAAUUUCGUGAAGACCCGCACGCCAACACAAGUUGCCAGCCAUGCUCAGAAAUACUUCCUCCGGCGGAGCAACCUCAAUCGGCGUCGCCGCCGAUCCAGCCUUUUCGAUAUCACCACUGAAUCGGUCAUUGCAAUUCCAAUGGGAGAAGAAAUAAUUCAUCAAGAACGCCAAAAUCAGCCACCUCUGCCACCAACCCUGCUCCCUUCCCCUAAAACUUCCAAUAUCAGUGGUGCUCAAGUGCUGCCUUUUCCAGUGACUGCCUGUUCUGUUUUAAUGCCGACACAGAUAGAGAACCCAAUGGGAAAACUAACCCCAGGACAAAUUGAUCAAGCCAAUUACCAGCCGGCAAAGCUCAUCCAUCCUACUCCAGUUCUUCCACCCUGCAGUGCAUCUAAAAUGGUGGAUGUUGACUUAAACCAGAAUUUGACAGUAGAGCCAUUGCCAUUGUCUCUGAAUCUGUUGGUGUCACACGAUCAGGAUCAGCUAAGCAGGCAUUCCUCAUUUCAGGUGAUGCCAAACUUUGGUAGGAAGGAAAGCAUCCUCAGUGUUGCAUGAGAAGGAUGCCACAUGAAAAUAAGAGGCGAAAAAGGGGGAAAAUUCUUAACUAGUUACAUUAUGGAAGUAUGAACAGAUCAGGCAAUUAGUUUGAUCAAGAAGAUCCUUUGUGCUGUAUAGAUGAAAACAAUGUGAUGUCUUGUUGUAACCAGUUGUCCUAAGUCCUUUGCUUUGGUCAUUUGUCUGUUCUUUUCGUUUGUAGUUCGCAGUAAAAUGAAAGCACUAGCACCCUGUAGGUCUUGGUCCUGUAUCUUCCAUGGCUUCCUUCUGGGGAAACUUUGUCGGUUUGGGGGUUUCUAGUGGACAGUCAUGGCAUUCCAUUUGUGGGGAUAAAUAAUUUUGUUGCUUGGUUGUUUUUGUGA
This is a messenger RNA of Diospyros lotus (date-plum), 1364 nucleotides long. RefSeq names its product transcription factor MYB1R1-like. The coding region runs from base 100 to 1002 and encodes 300 amino acids. Lineage: Eukaryota; Viridiplantae; Streptophyta; Magnoliopsida; Ericales; Ebenaceae. Gene Ontology annotation, biological process: response to auxin; response to ethylene; response to gibberellin. The transcript has 3 exons. The record is from RefSeq and is a predicted model, not a curated record. Gene Ontology annotation, molecular function: DNA binding.